AUGGCUGCAGGAGUCUUGUUGCAAAAUGAAUUACCAUAUUGUUCUUUGGUAGCAAGCAGUGCUUAUCUUGCAACCAUGAGUUCAGGAAGGUCUCGGCGUCCUACUGCAAAAUAUACAAAAGUUGGAGAACGCCUUCGCCAUGUCAUUCCUGGUCAUAUGCAGUGUUCCAUGGCAUGUGGUGGCCGUGCUUGCAAAUAUGAAAAUCCAGCUCGGUGGAGUGACCAAGAACAAGCUGUUAAAGGGCUUUAUUCUUCCUGGAUUACAGAUAACAUAUUAGCCAUGUCUCGACCUUCAACAGAACUUAUUGAAAAGUAUAAUAUUAUUGAGCAAUUCCAAAGAUGUGGCAUAAAAACAGUAAUUAACCUUCAGCGUCCUGGGGAACAUGCUAGCUGCGGGAAUCCACUGGAACAAGAGAGUGGUUUCACCUACCUUCCUGAAGCAUUCAUGGAGGCGGGAAUUUAUUUUUAUAACUUUGGCUGGAAGGAUUAUGGUGUGGCUUCUCUCACUACUAUCCUCGAUAUGGUAAAAGUGAUGACUUUUGCCUUACAGGAAGGGAGAGUAGCUAUUCAUUGUCACGCAGGACUUGGCAGAACAGGUGUAUUAAUAGCUUGUUAUUUAGUGUUUGCAACAAGAAUGACUGCAGACCAAGCAAUCCUUUUUGUCAGAGCAAAAAGACCUAAUUCUAUUCAAACUAGAGGACAGCUGAUGUGUGUAAGGGAGUUUUCACAGUUCUUAAUUCCUCUAAGGAAUGUUUUUGCAUCCUGUGAGCCCAAAGCACACGCAGUAACACUUUCCCAGUACCUGAUCCGGCAGCGUCAUUUGCUCCACGGUUAUGAAAGCAGACAUCUGAAGCAUGUGCCAAAACUUAUUCAUCUGGUUUGCAAGCUGCUCUUGGAAUUGGCUGAAAACCGGCAGGUGAUAGAGGAGGAAUUGAUAGAUAUACCAGACCUGUCAGCUGAAAUUGAGGAGACUGUUUCCCAGUUAGCUUCUACUCAGCUUGAUAAAGAAUUAACAAGGCAAGACAGUAGUACUUCAGAGCCAUUUUCAUUCUCAGGGGCAAACCCUUUUCAUCCCAGUGAACAUGAAUGUGAUCCACUUUGGAAAAGGAGGAAUGCUGAUUACCUUCAGCCUCUGAGUCGAGCAAAACGGCGCCUGAGCUACAGUGACUCAGAUUUGAGAAGAGCCGUAUUUGUCUGUGAGCAAGGAGAAACACCAUGGUCAGUGCCUGUGCAAGUGCCAUUGUGCAACAAAACAGAUUUGCCAAGCAAUGUGGAUAAUUGUCAAACACUUCAGGUUGAGUUCAACCAAGAACUGUUAAUUCGUAGUACAUUUACAUUUUCUGGUCAGGGUAGAUGUAAUCUAGACAGAAAAGAAAGUUCUCCAGUUUGCCAUAAAAGUCAAUAUCCCAAAGAAAUACAGCGUAGUAAAACCUUUUCUUCUGGUCUUGCAAGUGAUCGGAAGGAAGAAAAAGAGGAGGAGGAAGAUGAGGAAGAGGAAAAAGCAUUAAACUAUCAUUGUGCCAGAAAAAAUAAUCUUUAUGGUAAAAGAAUGUGGUCCUCUGAAGAAUCAGACUCUUCUAAAGCAGAGCAUGAGCUCCAUGUUAUGUCUGAAGCAAUCCCUCAUAUUGUUGUGCAGUCAGAACUAACUGUGGAGGCAAGACGAACUUUGGCAGCCAAAGCCCUUGCAGAUCUAAAUGAAUUUAUGGGAGCAGAAGAAGUGAAGCAUAAAGUGGAAACAUGGCAGAAAGAACUGAAUUCUCAGAAUGGAGCCUGGGAUAAGAUAUGUGCUGAAAAUGAUCCCUUUAUCCUCAGUAGUUUGAUGUGGUCCUGGAUAGAGCAACUUAAAGAACCUCUUUUAAACAAAAAUGAUGUUGAUGUGUUAGCAAAAAAUGUAGACUCUCAAGACGCACUUAAAUUACUAGAAAAGGGAAAAUAUCACACAAUACUGUGCAUUUUAAAUUGUGUGGUAAAUUUGCAGACCAUCCCAGCAGAUGUGGAGGAGCUCCUUCUAAAUCGUGCCAUUAAAGCAUUCACAAAGGCAAGUAAUGUUAUGUUUCAGUGAUCUUUUGUUAUGGGUGAAUCAGCUGCUGAAGAUAAGCCUAGCACACUAACCUUAAUUAUUCUAGUAAUGAACUAUUUCAAAACAUUCCUUGCAAGGCAUUUUUAGCACAUGUGUUUCAUAUCAGUGCAGGGCUAUGGAACAUUAUUUGUUUCAACCAGUGUCCAGACCCACAUGGGGCUUGCUUACCAUGUUCAUCUCCAGGGUUUGCAUAAAACUGUCCUGAAUAGAACUGGGUUAUAUCCACAUCUAGAGCAGAUGUCCUGUGACUGAGAAUGUAGGAAGGCACAGUCAGAACUGUUCCCAUACUGUGGCGCAUUGUGCCCAUAAUUUUUAAAUUUCUUAACCAGAGCUUAGAGAUGGGGAGUGAGGUGCAGAAUUGCAUAUUAUCUCCUUGGAGCCCUUCUUGGGAGCAACCCUUCUAUUAACCAUACUUAAGUUGGUUGGUAGUGAUAUUAAACCAUGGGUAAGACAAUCCAAGUUCCAUAUCUGCACAGGAUUCUUAUUCAGUAUGUGAGAUGCAGUGUUAACCAGUAUUUCCUAGUUUUAGCCACAAUUAAUGAAUUAGCCUUAUUUAUUUUCUGUUCCACCCGUGCACCCAAAAUGGCUCUCUGGAUGGUUCACAAAGACCAAAUAACCAACAACAUAAAAUACCAAACAGAAAGAGUAAUAUUAAAAUACAGAACCAGAUAUACAUAAUAAAAAAUCAGCAGGCCUACAACAGUCUCAAUCAAGGUAAUCCAAAGGUCCAUAU
Varanus komodoensis (Komodo dragon) is the source of this 2812-nucleotide messenger RNA. RefSeq names its product protein tyrosine phosphatase domain containing 1 (gene PTPDC1). NCBI's taxonomy places the organism in Eukaryota, Metazoa, Chordata, Lepidosauria, Squamata, Varanidae. Gene Ontology annotation, biological process: cilium assembly; protein dephosphorylation. The transcript has 8 exons. The record is from RefSeq and is a predicted model, not a curated record. Gene Ontology annotation, molecular function: protein tyrosine/serine/threonine phosphatase activity. The coding region runs from base 1 to 2061 and encodes 686 amino acids.